Messenger RNA from Xenia sp. Carnegie-2017, 1014 nucleotides. Its product is annotated as protein ADP-ribosylarginine hydrolase-like. Lineage: Eukaryota; Metazoa; Cnidaria; Anthozoa; Malacalcyonacea; Xeniidae. The record is from RefSeq and is a predicted model, not a curated record. The annotation marks the transcript as partial. The transcript has 3 exons.
UACGGUCCAAUUAUCCGAGAAAUACGAAGCAGUUAUGGUUCUCAGUGGAGUGGGGAUGCUCUAGGUUAUAAGAAUGGUUUGUGGGAAUUCUGUUACAGUGGUACUCAAAUUCAUGAAGAACUAGAAAAACUCGGAGGACUUGAUAAAAUUGACAUUAAAGGAUGGAGGGUUAGUGACGACACUGUACUACACAUUGCUACAGCAGAAGCGUUGGUUUCUGAAUGGACAACAACGGAAGAGUUAUUGAGCAUUAUGGCUACAAAGUACAAGAAGACAUGUGCUGAGGAUAUGUGGGAAAGAGCUCCUGGGCAGACCACAACAAAGGCAUGUUUCAUGUUACAACCUCUUGAGGAAAAAGGUUACAUUAUACCAUUUAAUGAACGAGGUGGAGGAUGUGGUGCAGCUAUGAGAUCCAUGUGUAUAGGUUUGAUGUUUCCUUGUGAAGAUCAAAUUGAAAUGUUAAUUGAAAUUGCUGUUGAAAGUGGAAGGAUGACUCAUAAUCACCCCACAGGUUAUCUAGGGGCUGUUACUGCAGCUUUAUUUACAGCCUAUGCUAUACAGAAGAUGACUCCAAAAAAAUGGGGAGCAGGACUUUUAAGUGUUUUACCCAAAGUUUGGGAAUAUAUUGAGAAGGUUGGUCGUGAUGUAGAAGAAAACAAGAAAUCUUGGGGCUACUUUAAAAUGUUUCGAGUGACAUAUAACAUACCUGAACGUGAUGCUUUUUAUAAAUUUGUCAGUUAUGCAGGUUGGGGUGGGUUCAGUGGUCAUGAUGCACCAAUGAUUGCUUACGAUGCUUUGAUGAUGGCAAAAGAAUCCUGGUUUCAAUUGUGCCCUUGUUCUAUGUUUCAUGGUGGAGAUAGUGACAGCACAGGAAUAUUGGCUGCAGCAUGGUGGGGUGGUAUGUAUGGUAUGAAAGGUGUACCACUUGGAAAUUAUAGGAACCUGGAAUAUGGUCAUAGGCUUACGGAGCUGGGUAAAAAAUUACUGAAUGUAUCAAAGAAUAUGAACAACUGA